UUCAACGAUUGAAAAUUCUCAGAAUAAUCACUAUACAUUUAAAUGGGAUGAUGCAGAAUAUCUUAUAAGGCUAUUCAGGAGUUGGAUGUUGCUUGUAUCGAUAGACAGAGUAAAAGACUGGUUUUGUAGUCUGUAGAUUCACAGAAUAAAAUUGUAAUAUUUCGCUCACUAACUUAUGAAUGCAGCAUUGCAUUUAGUAUAUGAAUUGGUAUAGGAGUAGCUAGUACUUCUGGCAUUUUUCAAUUGCCAGAAUAGACGAAAAAAAUUCUUCACCAUGCUGCUGUGCCGAUCGGCAGUACUGGUGCUUUUGGUCGGCCUGCUGACAUAUUGCUCCUGCCUAGGAUCUGAGAAAAUCUUAAGUAAUACAGAAAAACAGAGGUAUGAUGGCUGGUACAACAAUUUGGCGCACCCUGACUGGGGAUCUGUCGGUAGUCAUCUCACAAGGAAAACUCCGCCUGCAUACGCGGACGGAGUGUAUGCACUCGCGGGACAAGGCAGGCCCAGUCCCAGGAGGCUCAGCAGGUUGUUCAUGAAAGGGCAAGAUGGCCUUGCGUCGAAAAUGAAUAGGACUGCACUUCUGGCGUUUUUUGGCCAGGUCGUGACUUCUGAAAUCGUGAUGGCAUCCGAGAGUGGAUGUCCUAUCGAGAUGCACCGGAUAGAAAUUGAUCGCUGCGACGAAAUGUAUGAUCCAGAAUGCCGAGGCGAUCGCUACAUACCUUUCCACCGGGCAGCCUACGAUCGGAGGACGGGAAUGAGUCCUAAUAUGCCUAGAGAACAGAUAAAUCAGAUGACAUCCUGGAUAGAUGGUAGCUUCAUAUAUAGCAGCAGUGAGCCCUGGUUGAAUGCCAUGCGUUCUUUUCACAAUGGCACAUUGCUUGGCGAAGAGACGUCUCAUGGCACCAUGCCGAUUCGAAAUACUAUGAGGGUGCCAUUAUUUAAUAACCCGGUUCCUCACGUCAUGAGAAUGCUGAGUCCUGAACGACUAUUUCUACUUGGAGAUCCACGUUCCAAUCAAAAUCCUGCUCUAUUAGCUUUUGGAAUAUUAUUUUUUCGUUGGCACAAUGUAAUUGCUGGUCGAGUACAACGUCAACAUCCAACGUGGCCGGAUGAAGAAGUCUUUCAGAGAGCCAGAAGAAUUGUUGUAGCAUCGUUACAGAAUAUCAUAGCAUACGAGUAUCUUCCGGCAUUCUUAGGCGAAGAGCUGCCCGAGUACACGGGUUACCGACCGGACGUCAUCCCUGGUGUGAGUCACGUAUUCCAGAGUGCGGCCUUCCGCUUCGGGCACACCAUGAUACCACCAGGAAUGUACCGAAGAGAUGGUAAAUGUAACUACAAACGCACGGCAGCUGGUCAUCAGGCCAUCAGACUUUGCGCCACGUGGUGGGAUUCGAAUGAUGUAUUGGAAGAAAGUCCUCUAGAAGAACUUCUUUUAGGAAUGGCUUCCCAGAUUGCCGAACGUGAAGAUUCUUUACUCUGUUCUGAUGUACGGGACAAUUUAUUUGGUCCCAUGGAAUUUACAAGACGAGAUCUAGGUGCUUUGAAUAUAAUGCGAGGUCGUGAUAACGGUUUACCAGAUUAUAACACAGCCAGAUCCUAUUUUCGAUUACCAAAAGUGAAUGACUGGACGGAAAUCAAUCCUGAGCUUUUUGCAGCGAGACCUGAGCUUUUAGGACUCCUGGUGGCAGCUUACAAUAACCGUCUUGACAACGUCGACGUUUACGUUGGCGGUAUGUUGGAAUCUGAUGGGAAACCAGGCGAACUUUUCACUGCCGUCAUUCGCGAACAAUUUGUAAGAAUACGAGAUGCAGACAGGUUCUGGUUCGAAAAUGAAAAUGGAAUUUUUACCAAAGAAGAAAUAGAAGACAUUAAGAAAAUUACAUUGUGGGAUAUCAUUGUUAAUAGUACAUCCAUUGAGCCACAUGAAAUUCAAAAGGAUGUAUUUAGAUUUGCGGAAGGAGAUCCUUGUCCACAGCCCGCCCAGCUGAACGCCAGUCUAUUAGAGCCCUGCAAAUACCUGCGCGGAUACGAUUACUUCGAGGGAAGCGAAUUGGCCUACAUCUACGUCUGUGUGCUCUUGGGCUUCGUUCCCAUCCUAUGCGCCGCGGCCGGCUACGGCGUCAUCAAGUUACAGAACAGGAGACGGAGGAGACUCAAGAUUCGACAAGAGGCGCUGAAAUCCAAAGCCGAAGGAAAAGGUGGUUCUGUGGAUAAAAUGAUAGUCAGAGAAUGGCUUCACGCAAAUCACAAAAGACUGGUAAAAGUCAGAUUUGGACCAGAAGCUGCUUUGCACACUGUGGAUCGAAAAGGAGAAAAAUUAAGAACAGUCAGCUUUAAAAAUGUUGAUUCGGUCACGAUUGAAGAAUCACAGGAUAACUACCACAACAAGAAGCCGCUUUUACUAAUGCGAAUCCCAAGGGACCACGAUUUAGUAUUAGAAUUGGACUCUCUAGGAUCUAGGAGAAAAUUUGUUUCAAAACUAGAAAGCUUUCUUCUCUCACAUAAGAAGCAUUUAAUAUGUAUUCAGCAAAUGCGCGACAUGAUACUUGCCAAAGCCGAAACCAGAGAAAGGCGUCAGAAGAAACUCGAGCACUUCUUCCGCGAGGCGUACGCUCUCACCUUCGGUCUUCGUCCUGGUGAGAGACGACGCAGGUCGGACGAUGCUGGUGGCAGCGGAGCAGAUGGAGAAGUCGUCACCGUGAUGAGGACUUCACUAUCUAAGGGAGAAUUCGCCAGCGCCUUGGGCAUGAAAUCGGAUGCCGUUUUUGUUAGAAAAAUGUUUAAUAUUGUUGAUAAAGAUGGAGAUGGCAGGAUUUCGUUCCAGGAGUUCUUAGACACAGUUGUUCUGUUCUCACGCGGCAAAACCGAGGAUAAACUCCGAAUAAUAUUCGACAUGUGCGAUAAUGACCGCAACGGAGUUAUCGACAAAGGAGAACUUUCCGAGAUGCUGCGAUCUCUGGUGGAAAUUGCUCGGACGACCAGUCUAUCAGAUGAUCAAGUUACUGAGCUCAUAGAUGGAAUGUUCCAGGAUGCUGGCUUAGAGCACAAAGAUUCCCUAACAUACGUCGACUUCAAGCAAAUGAUGAAAGAAUAUAAAGGUGAUUUCGUUGCAAUUGGAUUAGAUUGCAAAGGUGCCAAACAGAAUUUCCUGGACACUUCCACGAAUGUUGCUCGUAUGACCAGUUUCCAUAUUGAGCCAGCCAUGGAAAAGAGGAGGCCUUAUCUUCUACGACAGUGGGAUUGCCUUACCACUUUGUUGGAGGAGAACAGACAGAAUAUUUUCUAUUUGUUCAUAUUCUACGUGAUAACGAUAGCUCUAUUUGUCGAACGUUUUAUUCACUACUCCUUUAUGGCCGAGCACACCGAUUUACGGCACAUAAUGGGCGUCGGUAUCGCCAUAACCCGAGGCUCCGCGGCGUCUCUAUCAUUUUGCUACUCUCUGCUACUUCUCACGAUGUCCAGGAAUCUGAUAACGAAACUGAAACAAUUCGCGGUUCAGCAGUACAUUCCAUUGGAUUCACACGUGCAAUUCCAUAAAAUAGCUGCCUGCACAGCUCUGUUCUUCUCGCUUUUGCACACCGUUGGGCAUAUUGUUAAUUUCUACCACGUGUCCACUCAACCCGUCGAACAUUUAAAAUGUAUGACCAGAGAAGUGCACUUCACGUCGGAUUAUAAGCCAGACAUUUCGUUUUGGAUGUUUCAAACAAUCACCGGUGUAACCGGUGUUAUGCUCUUCAUAACAAUGUGCAUAAUAUUCGUGUUUGCUCAUCCAACAAUCAGGAAGAAGGCUUACAGUUACUUCUGGAGAGCUCACAGCCUCUACGUGUUGCUCUACGCUCUCUGCUUAGUCCACGGUUUAGCUAGACUGACCGGCGCGCCGAGGUUCUGGUUAUUCUUCAUCGGUCCAGGAAUUAUUUAUGCCCUGGAUAAAAUAGUAACGCUUCGUACCAAAUAUAUGGCUCUGGAUGUGAUUGAAACUGAGCUGUUGCCAUCGGACGUGAUCAGGAUAAAAUUCUAUCGUCCGCCAAAUUUGAAAUAUCUUUCCGGUCAAUGGGUUCGCGUUGCCUGCACCGCUUUUCGAAGUAACGAAUUCCAUUCGUUUACUUUGACGAGUGCUCCACAUGAAAAUUUCCUGUCUUGUCAUAUAAAAGCUCAAGGUCCUUGGACUUGGAAGCUAAGAAAUUACUUCGAUCCGUGCAACUUCAACCCUGAAGAUCAGCCUAAAUUAAGAAUAGAAGGUCCAUUCGGAGGUGGUAAUCAGGAUUGGUACAAAUUUGAAGUCGCAGUAAUGGUUGGAGGAGGUAUUGGAGUUACUCCAUAUGCUUCCAUUCUAAAUGAUCUGGUAUUUGGAACCUCUACUAAUCGCUACUCGGGAGUUGCUUGCAAAAAGGUGUAUUUCCUAUGGAUUUGCCCGUCGCAUAAGCAUUUCGAAUGGUUUAUCGAUGUGCUUAGGGACGUCGAGAAAAAAGACGUAACAAACGUGCUCGAAAUCCAUAUAUUUAUCACCCAAUUCUUUCACAAAUUCGAUUUGAGAACUACUAUGCUGUAUAUUUGUGAAAAUCAUUUCCAAAGACUAUCGAAGAUGUCGAUGUUUACGGGGUUGAAAGCUGUGAAUCAUUUUGGAAGACCAGAUAUGUCUUCGUUUUUGAAAUUUGUUCAAAAGAAACAUAGUUAUGUUAGCAAAAUAGGAGUAUUUAGUUGCGGUCCUCGACCUUUAACUAAGAGUGUUAUGUCUGCUUGCGAAGAAGUCAACAAGGGAAGAAAGCUGCCAUACUUCAUCCAUCAUUUCGAAAACUUUGGAUGA
Molecule: messenger RNA, 4801 nt
Organism: Ctenocephalides felis (cat flea)
Lineage: Eukaryota; Metazoa; Arthropoda; Insecta; Siphonaptera; Pulicidae
Product: dual oxidase-like
Biological process (GO): response to oxidative stress
Molecular function (GO): calcium ion binding; heme binding; peroxidase activity
Source: RefSeq, a predicted model, not a curated record